Molecule: messenger RNA, 468 nt
Organism: Leptosia nina
Lineage: Eukaryota; Metazoa; Arthropoda; Insecta; Lepidoptera; Pieridae
Source: the annotation of a GenBank genome assembly
AUGAUUUAUGUCUCUCUAAUGUUUACUAUUCGACGGAAACUGGCUACAGGUGAGACCGGUGAGGAAGGAGGAGGAGAGCGGGGCCUGGCGGCGUGCUGUAUCGCCGGAGCCGCCAUCCGAAGAGAUGAGUAUGUUCGUUCUCAUUCAUCGGCGGGGCGCGGGGCGGCGACUCGGCAAGACGUCGCGCGCCGCCCGACUCCCGACGAUAUCGAUUUUGUCCCACCCCCCGCGGCACCCCACGCGCCCGCUCUCAGCAUCCGACCUCGAGUGCUCUCCUCUCGCGCCUACGGACACCUCCGACAGAAACUACGCCUUAACGACAUGACGCCACAGCUCAAAAUGCCAACCGGCCGCCAGCGCGCCGCGUCGCGUCGCCGAGCCCUAAUGAACCCUGCGACCGAAAGUCACUCGGUCGAGAUUGCAACGGCCCCGCCGCGAUGCCCUCGUCCACGCCGGUGGAAAAAAUAA